AUGGAUAAUUCUACGCUCCCUGCGGAGGCCACUUUAUCCGUCCCUGAAGCGCGCUACAACAUGCGCAAGCGUCCUGCCAAACCGAUCACGGAGUCUUCCAAGCGCGUCUAUCGUACUCGCGGCGGUCUCGUCUCCUUGCGGAAGACACCCAAAGACCUCGUCCCCAUGCACGGAGGCACCCGCGAAUGGCGCCACCUCAACAGCGAUAACGACGUCUUCCGGUCAACACCUGCCAACAUCGCCCUACCGCGCGUCUGUCGUCAAAUUUACUCCGAAACAGCUACUCUAGUAUACUCCGAGAACUUGUUUUCCUUUAACAACGUCUUUGAACUCGAUCGCUUUGUCGCUUCGCGCAAACAUGCUCAGCUCGAAGCCAUGACGAUGAUUAUGGUUGAUAUAAGUUGGGGCGCGUUUCAGAGUGGAAGCGAGGCUCUGAAGAUGGUGCUUAGGAGCCUGGGUAGAUGCAAGGGGUUGAAGAAACUGUAUAUGGGAGAGCUUAGGGGUCUAUGGAGCACCAAGAAGGAGUUUGCUCGUGUGAAAGAAGCGGAAGCUGCAGUUGCAAAAGGCCAGGCAGGUGAUAUCGAGGUUAUAUUUGUGUCGCCAUACGCAUUGGAACCUCUGCAGUGGUCAUAG
Alternaria conjuncta is the source of this 633-nucleotide messenger RNA. RefSeq lists its product as uncharacterized. The coding region runs from base 1 to 633 and encodes 210 amino acids. Lineage: Eukaryota; Fungi; Ascomycota; Dothideomycetes; Pleosporales; Pleosporaceae. The record is from RefSeq and is a predicted model, not a curated record. The transcript is spliced from 2 exons.